Teleopsis dalmanni is the source of this 391-nucleotide messenger RNA. Its product is annotated as LIM and SH3 domain protein Lasp-like. Gene Ontology annotation, molecular function: actin filament binding. NCBI's taxonomy places the organism in Eukaryota, Metazoa, Arthropoda, Insecta, Diptera, Diopsidae. The transcript is spliced from 2 exons. The coding region runs from base 224 to 391 and encodes 55 amino acids. Gene Ontology annotation, cellular component: focal adhesion. The record is from RefSeq and is a predicted model, not a curated record.
AAUAAAUAAAAAUUUUGAUUUAAAAAAUUUGGUUCAUGAAAAUAAUAUUUUAAGGUAUUUUUUGGGCCAAAAUUUGCUAAAAGCAAAUUGUUGCUUAAAGGAAAUCUAUAAGCCAUACGUUUUGUAGGAGUGCCGUUUGACUUUGGAUUUAAAGGAAUAUAUCUAUAUAUAAAUAUAUUGGAGACACAAAAAAAAAUAGCCUGCAAGUGAACAAAGCCUAAAAAUGAAUAAAACUUGCGCCCGUUGUCAAAAAGUGGUCUAUCCCAUUGAGGAGCUUAAGUGUCUAGACAAAACAUGGCAUAAAACAUGUUUUAAGUGCACAGAGUGCGGGAUGGCGUUGAAUAUGAAAACUUACAAGGGUUUCAACAAAUUACCAUACUGCGAGGCGUAA